AUGCGAAUUUCUGCGGAUGCUCAGGAGACUAGUUUGGUAUUCUGGAUGUCUUCUACGAGCACGGGUACGUUUGGAAGGAGUGAGCUGCAGGAUUUGACCGAGUGUCCUAUAUGUUGCCUUCGUUACGACCGGCCUCUCCAACUUACUUGUGGGCAUUCAUUCUGUGGGAAUUGCGUGGAUAGACUGAUAGCUGACGCUCGCAAUGCUGGUCCCAGAAACGACAAUUUCUUGGAAGGCAUCCGCCGUAUACCCCUUCCUAAUCUGGAUCGAGGAGAGGAUCCACUGAAUUUUAUUCAAAAUCGUAUAGAAGAAGAUAUAUGGGUGCAACCUCCUCGCCCUCCACCGCCAUUACAUUACGGUUUAGGAGGCAUACCGCCGAGACAUGGGGGAUUUCGUAAUUACUUAUACGAUGAGCCACCUCCAUUUCCUUUUCGUGGUAUUGGAGCCAAUACCGAGCUGGUUAUCAAGUGUCCAGAAUGUCGUCAGCUUACAAAAGUACCUCCUGAAGGUCUCUCAGUAAACUAUCGCUUGCAAGAACUAGUGGCGCGUGUCUCUGAAACAGCAGCACAGAGCAAUAACAUAGACAACAAUGAGAACGAUGAAAGCCAUCUUCCGAAAUGCUUGGUUUGCGACGAAGUCAUUUCAAAGGGAGUCUAUUUGUCGUGCCGCACAUGCGCUGCAGAAGCUGAAGCUAUGCGUCAAUUAUGUUCUAUGUGUUGCCUCAGAAAUCACAACGGUCAUGACAUCGAGGAAAAGCGCUUUCUCACCAUGGGUGAUAUUGAAGUUGGUAAGGAAUCUGUCUCCGAAGCAGCCGGUCGUGGAUAUCAGGCCGUUGAUCAAGCGACGCAUGAUCUAGACGCGUGCGCAGCUAGUGCUAAAGACUUUUUUCAGGAGAGUUGUCACAACGUCCUUCGUACUUUUGAACUCAUUGCUAGUAAUAUGCAGUUUGAAGUCCUUUCCUGUCAUGAUGAGCUCGAGCAAAAAGUCUCUAUAGCCCAGGAAAUUUCUGCUAAGUUAGAGCAGCUACCAGACAUUGUAAAAGGCGUGCUCGAUGAGUUCCGGAAGAAUCUUGAUGCAGCCAUGAAUCUUUUUGUAAGCUCAACACUGAUUUAUGAUGGUCUGCGCGCAGGCACUCUCAGUUUGGAAAGCAUGAAUAAGAACCAAGAAUUAGACGGGAAUUCCUGUGAUACCUCUCCCGACCAAAUACUAGCUAACGCAUCUAUGGAUUCUGAGAGAAGAAGCGGAUGCCGCUCUAAUUCUCGUGAUGUUGUGCGAGAUUUCCCAAGGUCUUUUCCGCCACUUGACAGAAGGAAAACACGACAGCUUCGUAUGAUGCAACAGCAAUGCAGUGCCUUGCGUCGACAAAGACUGCAGGAACGUUUGAAUCGAGACUCGUACGGUGCUCAGCUGUAUAAUCUAGGUGCUACACGUCAGCGUCAUGAGCGUCUCCGCGAUGAGCUUCGCAACGAUCUCUUUGACACUGAUGACCGCAGUUCUCGUGAUCAUGCAGAAUCAUGCAGAAGGCACCGUGGAGCCCAUCCUAAUAACGGGCUGCCCAUUACGGAAAAUUCUCCUGGGGCUUGCUCGAGUCGGAUGCAAGCACAAGAUGAGAGAGGACGAAGCAAUAGCGUGGAAAUAAUUCCAUCUACUCCACCUGCUGUAGCUGAUUUGGAACAACGCGCGGGAAGACUAAUUAUAACACCUGAGCGUCGCCUUCUCAAGACAGAAGCUGGAGCCGAAGAAGACGGUGGUGAAAAUGGAAUUGGAUGUAGUAAGAUCAGUAGCAAACGGAGACGUGGGGUAGACCCAGUCCCUGCCGGAACCAACUUAAGCGUAGAUCCGAACAGUGCCGCCUAUGUUGAAGCCACGGUUGAACAAGAACCCUGCUUAAGACGCACUGCGAAAAGAAAAAUCAGAACCUCGAGCAUACCACAGUUUGCACAUCAUUCUAACGACAUGUCUGGGCCUUCAUUCCUUGCGCACGUUGCUGAGGACGCAUCAGUUGGCGAUGGUGUUGAUUCUAGUCAUGGAGAAGCCUCCAGUGAUAUAAACUUUGAAGAUCUGAAUUUCCUUGAAUGA
Messenger RNA from Necator americanus (New World hookworm), 2079 nucleotides. RefSeq lists its product as uncharacterized. Bases 1 to 2079 code for a protein of 692 amino acids. The record is from RefSeq and is a predicted model, not a curated record. Gene Ontology annotation, molecular function: metal ion binding; ubiquitin protein ligase activity. Lineage: Eukaryota; Metazoa; Nematoda; Chromadorea; Rhabditida; Ancylostomatidae. The transcript has 17 exons.